Molecule: messenger RNA, 579 nt
Organism: Phialemonium atrogriseum
Lineage: Eukaryota; Fungi; Ascomycota; Sordariomycetes; Cephalothecales; Cephalothecaceae
Exons: 4
Coding region: 1-579 (192 amino acids)
Source: RefSeq, a predicted model, not a curated record
AUGUUGAGCGGCCUUCUGAGACGGUGGCACAGAGUGCUGGGCCUUUCCCGGCAAUCGCCCCCGUCGUGGUACCGAGACCGGCUGCGCGAGGAGCUUCGGGAACGCCGCGAGGCAACCGGCUUCUGGCCGAAGCUGAGCGAGACCUCAGACGUCUUCUUCUCCAUCAGUCGCGCCCGCCACGACGGCUUUCCGGUCUGUCACCUGCCACCCUUCUCCGCCUCCCGCCACGGCCACGUGUAUGCCUACAUGCUGGCCAAGUUUUCCAUGCGCUGGGCCUUUUACCGGACGGCGGCCUGGCUCUGCCGCUCGCCUGGGUACGCAUCGGUGCGCGAGGUGGUCAACCCCGCCAAGGAUGGCAAGCUGGAUGAGGUUGCUGCCCGCCAUGGAAUCAACCAGGCAGAGUUUGCGCGGCUCCGCGCCGAAGAGCGGUCAGCAAGAAACCGGGGAACUAAGGAUUAUUGGCAGACGAUUGAGUCUAACAUGUACGAACGUCUGGUACACACGCGUGGAAGCGCUUGUUUGCACGCCGAAAUAACAUCGCUGGUUGGCUACCCAGUCACUGUCGGCACUACCCAGUGA